Orycteropus afer afer is the source of this 1488-nucleotide messenger RNA. RefSeq names its product ADP dependent glucokinase (gene ADPGK). Lineage: Eukaryota; Metazoa; Chordata; Mammalia; Tubulidentata; Orycteropodidae. The transcript has 7 exons. The record is from RefSeq and is a predicted model, not a curated record. Gene Ontology annotation, biological process: glucose metabolic process. Gene Ontology annotation, molecular function: ADP-specific glucokinase activity. The coding region runs from base 1 to 1488 and encodes 495 amino acids. Gene Ontology annotation, cellular component: endoplasmic reticulum.
AUGGCGCUGUGGCGUGGCUCCGCGUACGCGGGUUUCCUGGCAUUGGCCGUGGGCUGCGUCUUGUUACUAGAGCCGGAGCUACCAGGCUCGGCGCUCCGCUCUCUGUGGAGCUCGCUGCGGCUGGGGUCCGCGCCCGCACUCCCAGGACCUGCCUCCCCCGAGGGUCGGCUGGCGGCCGCCUGGGACGCACUCAUCGUGCGGCCGGCCCGGCGCUGGCGCCGCGUGGCCGUGGGAGUCAACGCCUGCGUGGAUGUGGUGCUUUCAGGGGUGAAGCUCUUGCAGGCACUGGGCCUGAGUCCUGGGAAUGGGAAGGAUCACACCGUACUGCAUUCAAGGAAUGAUCUAGAGGAAGCUUUCAUUCACUUCAUGGAGAAGGGAGCAGCUGCUGAGCGUUUCUUCAGCGAUAAGGAAGCUUUUCAUGACAUUGCCCAGGUUGCAUCAGAAUUACCAGGAGCCCAGCAUUAUGUAGGAGGAAAUGCGGCUUUAAUUGGACAGAAAUUUGCAGCCAACUCAGAUUUAAAGGUUCUUCUUUGUGGUCCAGUUGGUCCAAAGCUGCAUGAACUUCUUGAUGACAAGGUAUUUGUUCCACCAGAAUCAUUACAGGAAGUAGACGAGUUCCACCUCAUUUUGGAAUAUCAGGCAGGGGAGGAGUGGGACCAGUUAAAAGCUCCCCAUGCCAACCGAUUCAUCUUCUCUCACGACCUCUCCAACGGGGCCAUGAAUAUGCUGGAAGUGUUUGUGUCUAGCCUGGAGGAGUUUCAGCCAGACCUGGUGGUCCUCUCUGGAUUGCACAUGAUGGAGGGACAAAGCAAGGAGCUUCAGAGGAAGAGACUCUUGGAGGUUGUCACCUCCAUUUCUGACAUCCCCACUGGUGUUCCCAUUCACCUCGAGCUGGCCAGUAUGACCAACAGGGAGCUCAUGAGCAGCGUUGUGCAUCAGGUCUUUCCUGCUGUGACUUCCCUUGGGCUGAAUGAACAAGAGCUGUUAUUUCUCAGCCAAUCAGCAUCUGGCCCUCAUGCUUCUCUCUCUUCCUGGAACGGUGUUCCUGACGUGGGCAUGGUCAGUGACAUACUCUUUUGGAUCUUGAAAGAACAUGGAAGGAGUCAGAGCAGAGCCUCAGACCUCACCAGGAUCCAUUUCCACACGCUGGUCUACCACAUCCUGGCAACCGUGGACGGACACUGGGCCAACCAGCUCGCGGCUGUGGCUGCCGGGGCCCGCGUGGCUGGGACACAGGCCUGCGCAACAGAAACCAUAGAUGCCAACCGAGUGUCUCUGCGGGCACCCUGCGAGUUCACCACCUCCCAUUCGGAGGCAGGCUCUAGGAUCGUGUUAAACCCUAAUGAGCCAGUGGUAGAGUGGCACAGGGAGGGAAUAACCUUUCACUUCACACCAGUCUUGGUGUGCAAAGAUCCUGUUCGAACUGUGGGCCUCGGAGAUGCCAUUUCAGCUGAAGGACUCUUCUAUUCAGAAGUAUACCCUCACUAA